GUGCUGCUUUGCACCGACAUCGCGGCGCGCGGGCUCAAUCUGGAUGGCGUCCACUGGGUGGUGCAGUACGACCCGCCGCAGGACCACUCCGAGUACGUCCACCGUGUCGGCCGCACGGCGCGGCUCGGCCAGCAGGGCCGCGCCCUCCUCUUCCUCCAGCCGAGCGAGCGGGGCUACCUUGAGCUGCUGCAGGGCGCCGGCGUCUCGCUCGACGAGCUCAAGUUCGCGUCGGUCCAGCAGGCGCUGUGCGGCCGCAACGCCACGUCGCGCGACGUCUACAUGACGGAGCUCGCCCUCCAGAAGCAGCUCGAGUCGACCGUGGCCACGGAGCCGCUGCUGCACGGCCUCGCGGCCGGCGCGUACCAGUCCUUCCUGCGCGCCUACUCUGCGCACUCCAAGGCGGAGAAGAGGGUGCUGCACGUCUCGCAGCUCCACCUCGGCCACCUCGCAAAGUCUUUUGCGCUGCAAGAGACGCCCUCGCUCAUCUCGAGGCAGCAGGCCAAG
Emiliania huxleyi CCMP1516 is the source of this 504-nucleotide messenger RNA. RefSeq lists its product as hypothetical. Gene Ontology annotation, cellular component: nucleus. Lineage: Eukaryota; Haptophyta; Isochrysidales; Noelaerhabdaceae. Gene Ontology annotation, biological process: ribosome biogenesis. The annotation marks the transcript as partial. The transcript has a single exon. The record is from RefSeq and is a predicted model, not a curated record.